Panicum hallii is the source of this 402-nucleotide messenger RNA. RefSeq names its product protein ACCELERATED CELL DEATH 6-like. Bases 1 to 402 code for a protein of 133 amino acids. The record is from RefSeq and is a predicted model, not a curated record. Gene Ontology annotation, molecular function: protein binding. The transcript has 2 exons. Lineage: Eukaryota; Viridiplantae; Streptophyta; Magnoliopsida; Poales; Poaceae.
AUGGGCAUGGUGCGAGCAUUGCUCUCGGCAGCAACCAGGGGGAAAGUGGAUGAACUUCGGCAGCUCGUGGCCCGUAGUGACGCAGAAGUCCUCGGCUCUGUGCGGACACCCAAAUUCGACACGGCGGUCCACAUCGCCGCGUUGCACGGGCACAGCCGCUUCGUCAGUGAGGCGCUGAGCCUGAACAGGGAGCUCCUCGUCAGUCGGAACAGUGACGGCGACACGCCGCUGCACCUGGCGGCGCGGGCAGGAAAGGAGCGAGUCGCUCGACUUCUCGCCGGUCUCGCGCAGGGCUGGACAUUCGACGCCUCUUCUCGGGACGACGGUUUUCAGGGCCAAUUUUAUGUGGUAUCUGGUAUGCAUGACGAAAUAAAGAUGGUAACGUACUCCCGUUACUUGUAA